This is a messenger RNA of Phialemonium atrogriseum, 1474 nucleotides long. RefSeq lists its product as uncharacterized. Gene Ontology annotation, biological process: phosphatidic acid biosynthetic process. The coding region runs from base 427 to 1338 and encodes 303 amino acids. Gene Ontology annotation, molecular function: 1-acylglycerol-3-phosphate O-acyltransferase activity. NCBI's taxonomy places the organism in Eukaryota, Fungi, Ascomycota, Sordariomycetes, Cephalothecales, Cephalothecaceae. Gene Ontology annotation, cellular component: membrane; endoplasmic reticulum. The record is from RefSeq and is a predicted model, not a curated record. The transcript is spliced from 3 exons.
ACGGCUUACAGAGUACCUACUAUACCAGCCUAGCUCCACAGAGCGAAAUCCCUUUCUCUGAUUCCUGAAGCUUACCGUCCUUGAGCCUGUUCACCAUAACCUUUCCACCGAGAGGAAUUCUUUCCCCCUGUGUAAAUGUGUUGAGGUCGUGCACCGGCAUACCCGUCGUUGAUCGUAGUGUACAUGGGUACUUCGGUAGGCACGUGGUCCCACCAGUUUCGGCCGUGGCCCACCACGACAAGUGCCGUCGAAUAAAAAGUGGCGGGCGAGGUCACCCACCUCCCCACACGACCCUACGGCUUAAACGUUGUUCACAAGCUGGAGGUGCAUGGUUUACAAAAGAGGCUCCAAGGACAACCCAUCCUGAGUCUGGCUGCCUAUUGACCCAUCCAAGAUUGUUCAAAGGCACAGAUACGGAUUGCCAGCAUGUCCGCCUUCCUCUACUACCUGGUCUACUUCCUGGCUGGCUACACCGCCCUGACGGUCGCAUUCUACAUGGUCUCCAUCAUCGUGCCCAAGGCGGCCUUUGUGGCUCGCCUGCUGGCGUCGUAUAUCUCGCUGAUCAUAUCCGCCCUCUACGGCGUCCUGGCGUCCAUCGUACUCCGACUCUCGGGCAACGUCCAGAUCGCCCAGUGGGCGACGGGGCGCAGCUUCAAGUACCUCAUGGCGACGACCACCGGCGUGACCUUCGACGUGAUCGACCCCAAGGGCCACCUCGACACCGUCCGCCCCGCCGUCUUCAUCGGCAACCACCAGACCGAGCUCGACGUGCUCAUGCUGGGCUGCAUGUUCCCAAAGUACUGCAGCGUGACCGCCAAGUCGUCGCUGAAGAAGACGCCUUUUCUCGGCUGGUUCAUGACCCUGAGCGGGAGCAUCUUCAUCGACCGCAAGAACACCAAGGAUGCCAGGGAGGCCAUGAAGGGCGCCGCCGACGAGAUCAUUGCGCGGAAGCAGAGCGUGUACAUGUUCCCCGAGGGCACCAGGAGCUACGCGAAGGAGCCGAUGCUGCUCCCCUUUAAGAAGGGCGCAUUUCACCUUGCCGUCCAGGCCCAGGUUCCAAUCGUGCCAUGCGUCGUUGCAAACUACAGCCACGUACUGUAUGUCCGGGAUCUGCACUUCGGGUCGGGCAGUAUACCUGUUAAAGUGCUCGAUCCCAUUCCGACGACCGGUCUCACGGCUGCCGACGUCGACGAGCUUACGCGAACGACACGGGACCUCAUGCUCAAGGAGCUCUUCGCCCUAACCGCACAAGCACGAGGCUCCCCGAUUCCGCUGCCGACUGACACGGAAAACGGCACUGCGAAAGCGAGCGGGGUAGAGAUCAAGGCUGCCUCAUGACAAGGCUGAAUACUUGCGGAGCACAUGCAGCCGUCGCGACGAUAAAUUCAGAGAUGGAGGGAGUCAGUUGCUCCCCAGCACGUUGUGCAGCCAAGAGCUGCACUGCACCGGGGUUGAGGAACGAGGAGGUAAAGGG